Messenger RNA from Bactrocera oleae (olive fruit fly), 1017 nucleotides. RefSeq lists its product as uncharacterized. NCBI's taxonomy places the organism in Eukaryota, Metazoa, Arthropoda, Insecta, Diptera, Tephritidae. Gene Ontology annotation, molecular function: catalytic activity. The record is from RefSeq and is a predicted model, not a curated record.
AUGAAUAAUCUACAGGCCAAUAUGCAUAGAUGCAAGGCUGCUGACGCUUUACUCUCGCAAAUGGUGACGGAGAACGGUUACGACUUAAUCAUCAUAAGCGAGCAAUAUAAAAAGAAGGAGAGUGGGACCUGGUUAGAAGAUAGCAGCUCAACCGCAGCUAUAUGGCUACCCCCAAGAAGUAAAAUCACCAUCACAGUAAUUAGCUGCUACCUGACGCCAAGCGACAGCAUACAAGAAUUUCAAGAAAAGCUCGACAAUAUAGAGGAUACAGCCAGGUCUAUAGAAGGUCCAUUAAUUAUCACCGGAGACCUGAAUUCGAAAGUCAUAGAGUGGGGUAUGCCAAACACGGACUCGAGAGGAAAGCGCAUUCUAGAAACGGCUGCUCGGCUUGGUCUAAUAGUGCUCAAUACGGGAAAUGCAACCACGUUUAGAAGACCGGGUUGCGAGGAAACCACACCAGACAUCACCCUAUCAACGGAACGCAUGGCGGGCUCAAUAAAGCAAUGGAGAGUCCUAGAAGACUACACUGGCAGCGAUCACCAGUACAUCUCUUUUGAGUUGGACACCGGAACAAACGCCCACCAGUACAGAAAAAAUACUGGAGCCCGAAAAUGGAACGUCUCGAAACUAAACACUUCGAAAUUAAUCUCCGCAAUAGACGACCAUAACCCAUCUAGCAGCUCCCCUAAAAAUGCAGAAAAAGUUGUCGAGCACACAAUGCUUAAUAUAACAAGAGCAUGUCACAAAUCGAUGCCCAAGGCUUCCCACAGCAAACAUAAAGCGGCAGUUUACUGGUGGACAGAAAAUAUUGCGCAACUCAGACGCACAUGCCUUCGCCUUCGUAGAUCGUAUACGAGAUCCAGGAGAAGAGGAGCCGCAUCUCAAGAAGCCGAGCAAUAUCAAGCGGCGAAAAAGGAGCUGAAGCACGCCAUCGAUGACAGCAAAAAGAGAAAAUGGAAGGAACUACGCGAGGACAUUAACAAAAACCCCGGUCUCCGGGACUCGGGUACAAAAUAG